GCAGGUUUGAACACAGAAGCCAGAUUACGGUGAGGAUUUCAACCCAACAAGAUUACCUCUAGAUUUAAGUACCUUAUUUAGUUCCCAGCAAUGAAAAUCAGCCGUAAGCUUGUCUGUUGGGAGCGUAUAUAAAGGCAGCCUCCUGAACACGACCCAAUCUGGUGGAGAAACACAACCAGAACUUUGACUUUAACCACUGCUGCUGCACUAACCCUAAACAGACUCUUCCAGAAUGGGAUCCUUUAAGCUGGCCCUGCUGCUGGUCUUUGUCUCCUGUGUGGAGCUCAGUCUGUCGGCCUCCUGCAUCGUCGACAGCUUCUCGGUCAAACAAGACUUCGACCCCAAGAGGUAUGCGGGGAAGUGGUACGCACUGCAGAAGAAAGACCCGGAGGGACUGUUCCUGCAGGACAACAUCUCAGCUGAGUACACCAUCGACGAUGACGGCUCCAUGACAGCCUCCUCCAAGGGACGGGUCACUCUGUUUGGCUUCUGGGUGGUGUGUGCAGACAUGGCUGCUCAGUACUCCGUCCCUGACCCCACCACGCCUGGAAAGAUGUUCAUGAACUACCAGGGUCUGGCCAGCUACCUCUCCAGUGGAGGGGACAACUACUGGGUGAUUGACACCGACUACGACAACUACGCCAUCACCUAYGCCUGCCGCACCCUGAAGGAUGACGGCAGCUGCGAGGACGGCUACGCCCUGGUGUUCUCUAGGAACCCCCGGGGCCUCCCUCCUGCAAUCCAGCGCGUGGUCCGCCAUAAACAGGAAGAGAUCUGCAUGGCCGGACAGUUUCAGCCCGUCCUGCAGUCAGGGGCCUGCUGAGCAGAGGGACGUGUGCCAGCGAGUCGUGGGUUCAACAGCAAGGAGAGUCACAGAGUGCAAGCGGGAGAGAUUAUUAAUCUGUGAGAGUGACAGGAAAAUAAAACAAAAAUGAAGAAUUUAAAAUCCACCUUUUCUUGUUUUCCUCUCUUCAUCCUCAUUUGUUCAUGUUUAAUCUGUUGUGUUACUUUGGAGUGAAGUUUUGAGUGAAUGUAAAGUUAAAAAUAAAGAUUUUUUUAACAAAUA
Austrofundulus limnaeus is the source of this 1066-nucleotide messenger RNA. It is a transcript of the gene rbp4l, whose product is annotated as retinol binding protein 4, like. Bases 233 to 823 code for a protein of 196 amino acids. The transcript is spliced from 5 exons. The record is from RefSeq and is a predicted model, not a curated record. Gene Ontology annotation, molecular function: retinol transmembrane transporter activity; retinoid binding. Lineage: Eukaryota; Metazoa; Chordata; Actinopteri; Cyprinodontiformes; Rivulidae.